UCCAAUUUCCACGGGUGGAAGGAGAGAAAGAAUAGGACUCUUCUGUUUUGUUUGUUAUAUUACCUGAUUACACUACUAUCACUCACUUUUCAUUUACUCACGCUCUCUGCAUCUCUCUCCUUUCGCAUCCAUUCUCACUCUCACGUUCCUUCUUUUCGAGAAAGAUGGUUGCUUUUGGGAAAAGGUUGAAGGAAAGACAAGUUCAAGAAUGGCAAGAAUAUUACAUAAACUACAAAUUAAUGAAGAAACGAGUCAAGCAAUAUGCUCAACAAAUCGAACUCGGAACACAAGAUCGGCAGCAUGUUCUAAAGGAUUUCUCGAGAAUGCUUGAUAAUCAGAUCGAGAAGACUGUCCUUUUUCUAUUGGAAGAACAAGGGCGUUUGGCAAGCAGAAUAGCAAAUCUUGGAGAGCAACAGGAUGCUGCACAACAAGAACAAGAACAUGCAAUAAGAAAUAUGUCUGAACAGCGAGAAGCUUAUAGAACAAUUGGACAAGAUCUGUUAAAGCUUCUCUCUUUCGUAGAGAUAAAUGCUGUUGGUUUGCGAAAGAUCUUGAAGAAGUUUGACAAACGCUUUGGCUAUAGAUUUACUGAUUAUUAUGUUAAAACUCGUGCAAAUCAUCCUUAUUCUCAGCUGCAGCAAGUGUUCAAGCAUGUGGGGUUAGGAGCUGUUGUAGGAGCCUUAUCUCGCAACCUUCAUGAUCUUCAAGAUCUUCAAGGUCGUCAAGGAAGCUACUUAUCAAUUUAUGAUCAGCCUACUCUUCCUCUUCAGGAUCCUGUCAUCAUUUCGGUAAAAGCUGCUGUGGAUAGGUUAACUCAUUCAACCAAUUUCCUUAACUUUUUGGGGCAACAUGCACUCAUUAUGCAAGAAGAGCUGCCUGCACCUACUGAUGAGAAUGUCGAUGAGAGAUACCAUUUUACGUCUCUUGUUCUAAACUUGGUUAACACAUUUUUGUAUAUGGUCAAUACAUAUAUCAUUGUCCCUACAGCUGAUGAUUACUCUAUGCACCUUGGGGCUGCACCAACGGUCUGUGGUAUUGUGAUCGGCGCAAUGGCCGUGGCUCAGCUGUUUUCCUCUGUAUAUUUCAGUGCAUGGUCAAAUAAAUCAUACUUCAGACCUCUUGUAUUCAGUAGCAUAAUUCUUUUUCUCGGGAAUACCAUGUAUGCCUUAGCGUACGAUUUUAAUUCAAUAUGGAUUCUCCUAAUUGGCCGUCUUUGCUGUGGAUUUGGUUCUGCCAGAGCUGUAAACCGGCGCUACAUCAGUGAUUGUGUGCCUUUGAAAAUCCGCAUACAAGCAUCGGCAGGUUUUGUUAGUGCCAGCGCUCUUGGAAUGGCCUGUGGUCCUGCAUUAGCUGGCUUACUGCAGACGAAUUUUAAGAUUUACAAUGUUACAUUUAAUCAAGAUACUUUGCCAGGGUGGGUUAUGACUAUUGCUUGGCUUAUAUAUUCAAUAUGGCUGUGGAUCUCUUUUGUGGAACCUUCUCGUGAAUUUGAAGAGGACCGUAAAACAGAGAAAUCUCAGAAAUCUAAUGCUGUAGAAGACAGUGAUGCACUUGAAAAGGGCCUACAGCAACCAUUGCUGAUUACUUCGGAAGAUAAGGUAGAUGAAGAUGCUGAUCAGGAUAAUGAUGAUAGCGAGGAAGCUCCAGAGGAAUCUCGUCAGCCAGCCACUUCAAUUGGAUCGGCAUAUAGACUCCUUACACCUUCUGUAAAGGUUCAGUUAUUGAUAUAUUUCAUGCUCAAAUAUGUGAUGGAGAUUUUACUAGCAGAAUCCAGUGUCAUCACAACAUACUACUUUAAGUGGUCAACUGGCACAGUUGCCAUUUUUCUUGCUGGCCUUGGUUUGACAGUUCUUCCUAUAAACAUUAUUGUUGGAAGCUAUGUAAGCAACUGGUUUGACGACAGGCAAAUUCUGUUGGCAUCAGAAAUCAUGGUUUUAAUUGGCAUAGUCUCGGCCUUUCAUGUAAUCGUUCCAUACUCUGAGCUGCAGUACAUCUGUUCAGGUCUUCUCAUGUUUGUUUCUGCUGAAGUACUUGAAGGCAUCAACUUGUCGCUGCUUUCACGAGUUAUGUCAUCGAGGCUUUCUCGAGGAACAUAUAAUGGAGGGCUUCUAUCUACAGAGGCUGGGACAAUUGCAAGAGUGAUUGCUGAUGCAACUAUUACCGUUGCUGGCUACCUGGGUGUGGGUACACUACUAAAUAUCACCCUACUUCCUUCCCUCUUCAUUUGCAUAAUUUCCAUCGUUGCAACCUGCUAUACCUACAACUCUUUAUAUUGAUUUCUGUGGCUAUCUGCAAUCAUGCAGUGUAGCAAAGUAGCAGCUCUUGAGCUUACCUAGAUUAUGUAGGUUGUCCAAAUGCACAUUCUUAGCGGAAUAGAAUGGAUUCUUGGUAUUAAGAUUAAUUUUUUUUAUUGUAAUAUUUAUUACUCCUAGUUAGGUGUAUAGGAGAAUGUUAUGAUUUGUAGCUUGACUUUCUAAUAUUUAUUGAAUUAGACUUUUCCAA
Lathyrus oleraceus (garden pea) is the source of this 2502-nucleotide messenger RNA. Its product is annotated as SPX domain-containing membrane protein At4g22990. NCBI's taxonomy places the organism in Eukaryota, Viridiplantae, Streptophyta, Magnoliopsida, Fabales, Fabaceae. Gene Ontology annotation, cellular component: plant-type vacuole membrane. Bases 165 to 2276 code for a protein of 703 amino acids. The record is from RefSeq and is a predicted model, not a curated record. The transcript has 11 exons. Gene Ontology annotation, molecular function: transmembrane transporter activity. Gene Ontology annotation, biological process: transmembrane phosphate ion transport from cytosol to vacuole.